Messenger RNA from Theobroma umbraticum, 2700 nucleotides. RefSeq names its product YELLOW STRIPE like 1 (gene YSL1). Gene Ontology annotation, molecular function: oligopeptide transmembrane transporter activity; iron-nicotianamine transmembrane transporter activity. Gene Ontology annotation, biological process: seed development; response to iron ion. NCBI's taxonomy places the organism in Eukaryota, Viridiplantae, Streptophyta, Magnoliopsida, Malvales, Malvaceae. Gene Ontology annotation, cellular component: plasma membrane. The record is from RefSeq and is a predicted model, not a curated record.
UACCCACAUAGCCACAACUCCACAAUCUUCCAGAGAUCAUGUUUGAACCACACUUGGCUGAAAAAAAAAAAAGAAUUUCUCCUCUCAACAACACCAUUAUAACAAACUCAAUGGCCUAGAAAAAAAAAUGAUGAGAGGCCAAUGAUAAGGUCAUCGAGCCUUUCCAAAAAAAUAAAAGGAAAAGAAAAUUCAUCCAAUAAUUAUGCCAACGACUCGUUAAGUGGGAUUUUUCUGUGGUGUAAUGAAUUAUAUAUGAAGGCUAGGUGUAGGUUGGGGAAAAGGCUGAGGAAGACAACCUUUUAUUGAGAAGGCAACUAAGAUCCGCACAGGUUUCACAGUGUCUGCUUCAUUGAGAAGUAUUUUAAGCAUGUUUCAAGAGAAGCAGACAGAGAACCAUUUGGCAACUUGAUUGACACUGUGAGUGUCUAAUCCGUCUACCAAAGCCAGAAGAAAUAAAAAGAAGAGAAAGAGAAGAAUAAGAAAGACCAAGAAUUUCGAAGAGCCACAAUUAAUGAGCAUGGAAGAAGUGAAAGAAAAUAAAGAGAACCAGAGAGACAAGUUGGAGGAACUACAGCAAGAAACUGACGGUUCACGGAUUAUACAACCAUGGACGAAGCAAAUCACUGUCAGGGGACUCAUUGUAAGCAUUCUGAUUGGGACCAUUUACAGUGUGAUAGCCAUGAAACUAAACCUCACAACUGGUAUGGUUCCCAAUCUUAAUGUCUCCGCUGCUCUUCUUGCCUUUGUUUUUAUUCGGACAUGGACAAAAGUUGUUCAAAAGGCUGGAUUUAUAUCCAAACCUUUUACAAGACAAGAGAACACCAUGAUACAAACAUGUGCAGUUGCAUGUUACAGCAUAGCCGUUGGAGGUGGAUUUGCUUCUUAUCUCUUGGGAUUAAACAGGAAGACAUAUGAAUUGUCUGGAGCAGACACAGUAGGGAACUCCGCUAACGGAGUAAAGGAACCAGGAUUUGGUUGGAUGACUGGCUUCCUUUUUGUAGUUUGCUUUGUUGGUCUUUUUGUCUUAAUUCCUCUCAGAAAGGUAGUGAUAGUGGACCUCAAGUUGACUUAUCCCAGCGGCUUGGCAACUGCAGUUCUCAUCAAUGGUUUCCAUAGCCAAGGCGAUAAGGCGGCCAAGAAACAGGUGCAUGGAUUCCUGAAGUAUUUUUCAGCCAGUUUCAUGUGGGGGUUUUUCCAAUGGUUUUUCUCUGGGAAAGAUGGAUGUGGUUUCAAACAGUUUCCUACAUUCGGACUGCAAGCCUGGAAGCAAACAUUCUUCUUUGAUUUCAGCCUGACCUACGUAGGAGCAGGAAUGAUCUGUUCCCACCUGGUUAACUUGUCUUUGCUUUUUGGAGCCGUGCUCUCGUAUGGGCUAAUGUGGCCACUUAUCAAUCGGCUUAAAGGAGAUUGGUUUUCUGAGGAUUUACAAGAAAGUAGCAUGAAGAGUUUAUAUGGCUACAAGGUUUUUUUAUCUGUUGCUCUCAUUCUUGGUGACGGCCUCUACAAUUUCCUCAAGAUUUUGUGUUUCACGUUUAUCAAUAUCCACGGGAGAUUGAAGAACAAAAACCAAAAUACAGCCGACGAGGAUGACCAGAAGAAGACAGUUGAGGGUCUAAAACAAAAUGAAGUUUUCCUCAGAGAAACCAUCCCCAUGUGGAUUGGCAUUGUGGGAUACGUGCUUUUAUCCAUCAUGUCAAUUAUUGUGAUCCCAAUCAUGUUCCCUCAGCUCAAAUGGUACUAUGUGCUUGUAGCUUACAUGCUUGCUCCAUCUCUGGCAUUCUGCAAUGCAUAUGGGGCUGGUCUCACUGACAUUAACAUGGCCUAUAACUAUGGGAAAGUUGCCCUAUUUAUCUUAGCGGCAUUGACGGGCAAGGAAAACGGCGUGGUCGCCGGGCUUGCUGGAUGUGGUCUCAUCAAAUCCGUUGUUUCUGUUGCUUGCAUUCUAAUGCAAGAUUUCAAGACAGCGCAUUAUACUCUUACCUCACCACGAGCAAUGUUCUUGAGCCAGGCAAUUGGUACGGCUAUAGGCUGCAUUACAGCGCCGCUUAUCUUCUUCGUCUUCUACAAGGCAUUUGAUGUUGGAAACCCGUACGGGGAAUUCAAAGCUCCUUAUGCAUUGAUUUACAGAAACAUGGCGAUUCUCGGUGUACAAGGCUUUUCAGCUCUGCCUCAACACUGCUUGCAACUCUGUUAUGGCUUCUUUGCUUUUGCAGUGGCAGUGAAUUUGGUGAGAGAUUUCUCACCGCAUAAGAUAGGGAAAUGGAUGCCACUUCCGAUGGUCAUGGCGGUGCCGUUUCUAGUUGGGGCAUAUUUUGCCGUUGACAUGUGCUUGGGGACUUUGAUUGUGUUCGUUUGGCAAAAGCUCAAAGCAAAGAAGGCUGAAUUGAUGGUUCCAGCCGUCGCUUCUGGACUAAUAUGCGGAGAAGGGCUAUGGAUUCUCCCUGCUUCAAUUCUAGCCUUGGCCAAAAUAAAUCCGCCCAUUUGCAUGAAAUUCCUGCCUUCUUAGAGAAAUCGUGAUAAAUUGUUCUAGGAAGAAGAAUAUAAAGAUCCAACGCUUAUUCAAGGAGAAGACGCUCGCAGUGAUCAUCACAGGGUAGUAGACAACUCAGUAUAUUUACUAUUUUUCAGAAAAUAAAAACUCCAAUCUUAGUUAAGAUGGAAUAUCAACAGCACACACUCCAGCUGUUGCCUUCAAGUUUC